This is a messenger RNA of Talaromyces stipitatus ATCC 10500, 675 nucleotides long. RefSeq lists its product as uncharacterized. The transcript is spliced from 3 exons. Lineage: Eukaryota; Fungi; Ascomycota; Eurotiomycetes; Eurotiales; Trichocomaceae. The record is from RefSeq and is a predicted model, not a curated record. The coding region runs from base 1 to 675 and encodes 224 amino acids.
AUGCCGGAUGGUACUCGAAUAGAUGGAUCAUCCUUCAAAUGGAACCCACUAGAGGGUGCUCGCUAUCAAGGCGCAGAUCGGGGUGCAUAUACGUGGUUUAAUGUCUGUCCAGGAACCGGUGACAACGCUUUAGAUGACCAGGACCCUUCUAUUGACUCCAACCUACCGGCAUAUUCACGAAAUGGACCAGUAAUAUGGCCUACUCCGCAUAAUUACAUAUCUUACGGCGAUUCCUAUGCUGCUGGAAUUGGGGGACAUUGUGGCUGGAUCAGAGAUGAGUUUGACGAAAGUCUAGAAGGCGAUGAUUGUUGUCGUUGCGAAGAAUCAUAUCCAUUUCAGCUUCAAAGUGCAGGUCCUCAAAUGCAGGGUGCCACUCUCUAUUUCCCAGCGUGUUCUGGUGCGAUCAUCAACGACAUGGAAAACAGUAAUGAGAAUGGGAGAAGGAGCCAAAUGGGUAACGAUCUCCACUUCGCUGACGCAGCAUUAAACUGUCUCUUCUGGUACGAUGAAGGGAAAUGCACCAGCGCAUUAGCGUAUGCGGCCAACAAACUCAACGACGCCAGUUUCCGCUUGGCUUUGGCAGAGGUAUACAGCAAUAUAAUUCUUGAUUCUUAUGGCCAGAGAGCGCCCACUGCUCAGAUGGGGUUUUUGUUGAUUGUUACCGGCUAUAUUUAG